CGAAAAAUAAAAAAAAAACGAAGCGAAAGCGAGGCUGCUGUCUCACGGCUGCGGCGGUUCGGGCUCCUCCUCCAGACUCGAGAGAUGGCCGCCGGUGCGGGAGGCGGCGAACUGGAGGCGCUGGAGGGCGUGCGCUCCAUCGUGCUCAAGCCGUCGGAGUCGCUCGACGAGUCGCGGUUCACGAGGAUCGCCGGCGCCGACUUCAACGACCCGGCCGUCGGACUCGAGGGGCUGCUCGCCUCGCUCGCGUCCACCGGGUUCCAGGCAUCCAACCUCGGCGACGCCAUCGACGUCGUCAACCAGAUGUUAGACUGGAGGUUGUCGCAUGAGAAGCCCAGCGAGGAUUGCGAUGAAGCUGAACUUGACCCUAAAUAUAGAGCAUCUGUGAAGUGCAAGAUAUUUCUGGGCUUCACCUCGAACCUCGUGUCUUCUGGCAUCCGGGAUAUAAUCCGUUUUCUAGCUCAGCAUCACAUGGUGGAUGUUAUUGUUACAAGUGCUGGGGGUAUAGAGGAGGAUCUCAUUAAAUGCCUUGCACCAACUUACAGAGGCGAUUUUUCUUUACCUGGAGCACUGCUGCGGUCAAAAGGACUGAACCGGAUAGGAAAUCUGUUGGUGCCCAAUGACAACUAUUGCAAGUUUGAGAACUGGAUCAUGCCACUCUUCGACCAGAUGCUACAGGAGCAAUCUACUGAGAAUGUUUGGACACCGUCGAAGGUGAUAGCGCGCCUUGGCAAAGAAAUAAAUGAUGAAAGCUCCUAUCUUUAUUGGGCAUACAAGAAUAACAUCCCUGUAUACUGCCCAGCAUUGACUGAUGGAUCACUUGGAGACAUGCUGUUUUGUCAUGCAGUUCGUAAUCCUGGCCUUAUUAUUGACAUUGUACAAGAUAUACGUCUGAUGAAUGGGGAAGCCAUCCAUGCAACACCAAGGAAGACAGGGAUUAUAGUUCUUGGUGGAGGCCUUCCAAAGCAUCAUAUAUGCAAUGCCAAUAUGUUCCGCAAUGGUGCAGAUUAUGCUGUGUAUAUUAACACGGCUCAAGAGUUUGAUGGUAGCGAUUCUGGAGCACACCCCGAUGAAGCAGUCUCAUGGGGCAAGAUUAAGGGUUCAGCAAAACCUGUAAAGGUGCAUUGCGAUGCAAGUAUCGCUUUCCCGCUUCUUGUUGCAGCAACAUUUGCACGUAAGGUUCAUAACUCCAAAUGAACAGACUGAAUGGGAUUCGGUGGAGUGAAUGGGCAACAGAAUUUUGUUGAACUCUCCAAAUGACCUUUUGGAGCACGAGGUCUACUUCACUUGCACAGGGAUCAUGUGCAAAUUUUUUCGGUGACUCGCGGCAACCACAUGCCAUCAUUCUUCGAUGUUCACUUGAUGCUGUACUAGCUGGUUGAUAGCAUUUUUGUUACAACAGAUAAUUUAUUGAAAUACAGACAUACGAUUGUCCAUCCGAGUCGUCUGCUUACGAUUUUUUUGUAGACGAAACAUCUGCUUACGAAAUCGACAAAUGGCCUGUUUUAUGAACACGUUUUUUUUUUC
This is a messenger RNA of Zea mays, 1527 nucleotides long. RefSeq names its product deoxyhypusine synthase 1. The record is from RefSeq and is marked validated. The coding region runs from base 85 to 1197 and encodes 370 amino acids. Lineage: Eukaryota; Viridiplantae; Streptophyta; Magnoliopsida; Poales; Poaceae. The transcript is spliced from 7 exons. Gene Ontology annotation, cellular component: cytoplasm. Gene Ontology annotation, molecular function: deoxyhypusine synthase activity. Gene Ontology annotation, biological process: peptidyl-hypusine biosynthetic process.